This is a messenger RNA of Antechinus flavipes (yellow-footed antechinus), 6954 nucleotides long. It is a transcript of the gene FANCC, whose product is annotated as FA complementation group C. The record is from RefSeq and is a predicted model, not a curated record. The transcript has 15 exons. The coding region runs from base 947 to 2626 and encodes 559 amino acids. Gene Ontology annotation, biological process: interstrand cross-link repair; nucleotide-excision repair; cellular response to oxidative stress. Gene Ontology annotation, cellular component: Fanconi anaemia nuclear complex. NCBI's taxonomy places the organism in Eukaryota, Metazoa, Chordata, Mammalia, Dasyuromorphia, Dasyuridae.
UGAGCCAAUGUCGCUGAUAAAAACGUAAAUUUAUAGAAAUGCUGCUUUCUAUUUAUCUAAAUGGUUUAAACAGAGUAAUGAACUAAUUUGAAUUUGAAUCCAGCACUAUCUGGAACCAAUUUGAGGACACAAAUCCCUAAACAAAUAAAGAUGUAAGGCUGCUUUGACCAUAUCCAGGAAAAUUCAUCUUCUGGGGUUGCCUUCCUUUCACUAUUUUCUUUCCUUUUAAAGAGUCUCCAAGGGUUUUAAAGGAAUGAACUUCCAGUAUGUCCUUAUUUCGUUUAUAUUUUGAUGAUAUUGCUCAAAAGGGGGCACAAAUCGGAUACCCUAAUAACCCUAAGGAUUCUUUUCUUUCCUAUCACUUUCUUCCCUGCUAUUCACUUCACUUGUUCUUUGCAUCUUAAAAUGAGCCUCCAAGCAUGCUACAAGCUUGGUUAAGCUUGUAGAAGAGUGGUCGGAGAGUGGGGAUGCAUCCUGCUUUUGAGAGAUCUUCCUUAGAGAGGAAAAAAUUCUGCGCGCUAUUCUUUUUCUGUGGUGAGUUACUAUUUGCUGGGGUCCCACUGGAUCACGAGACUAGAAUAUAGGUCGCUCCCUUCUUUUCUCCACAAUGUCUGGGGUGAGCCCAGCAAAAGGUAACCGAUUCCAUGAUCACACUCAGCCACCUCCGCUACCGCCGUCGCCAUCGUCCAGGCGCAUGCGCCGCGCGCGCGCGCGCACACACGCAUCCUAACUCCAGUUGAUACGCCCAGAAUCCCCUGCGAAGGCCUGAGAACGCGCGCGUCGCCGCGGCGGGAAAGUUCUGAAAUUACGGAGGAGGCUCCCGGUGCCGGCUUCCUUCGGUCCCUCCCCCCUUUCCCCUCCCGCCCAACAGUUGGAGCUUCCCCGGAGACGACCACCCGCCUAAACAGCACGACUGUUUAAAGUUCUGCCUUUUCUCUCAUUUGAGAUGGCUCAGGAUACAAUAGCCUCAUCUUUGAACUUUGAGUUUUGGCUGAAUAAGGCUGUUGCAUGGGGCCAGGCCACUACUUUGGAAUCCCAGCAAGAUGUCUGCCUUCACCUGCCUCAAUUACAGAAGUUCCUGCUGCAGAUUUAUGAAACCUUGAAACAUAUGGAUUUUUCUACAGCUAUUCAGAGAUUUCCCUUAAUUGGUCAGUUGCUGGGAAGGCUUUGCUGGAAUCCUUUUGUCAUAGGAUAUGAUGAAAACCAGAAAAUUCUAAUGUGGUGCUUAUGUUGUCUGUACUGCAGUGAACCAUGGAAUACUAUAGAGUUGGAAGUCAACAUCUGGAUAAGGAGUUUAUUAUGCCAUCUACUUUCAUCAUCCAAACUUGGACUUAAUGAAGUUGGAACUGUUAGUCAAGCUCUUGGGUAUACAUCUUCAGAUUAUUAUCCUAAAUUGCUAAAAAAUAUGGUCUUAUCAUUAGUGAAUGAACUCAGAGUGAAUCAUCUUAAUGGAUUUAGCACUGGAAAAACAAUUCCAGACAAACAAAUAAAGGCCAUGUCCCUGCUUUGUAUUCCACUCCUCACUUUGCCAGAUAUCUCACCCUUGCUGGAGGCUUUGCUUACCUACCAAGGAGAUGAGCCUAAAGAAAUCCUUUGUUCUGAAUUUUUAGAAGGUGUAAAUGAAUCCUUUUUGCAGAAGAAGAUUACCCUUUCUGAAUCAGCUGUACUCUCUCUCUGGCUUCGUCACCUUCCCAGUCUGGAAAAAGCAACACUGCAUCUUUUUGAAAAUUUAAUUUCUAGGCACAGAAGUGCCUCUCCAGAGGAGAUGGAAUGCUUUAUAAAAGAUUCAUUACUGCCACAAGCAGCUUGCCAUCCCAGCAUAUUCAGAAUUGUUGAUGAAAUUUUUUGGAAUGCUCUAUUGGAAACCAAUGGGACAUCAGAAGUAUUGACUCUUAUUCAAAUAUUUACACGAUGCUUUGUUCAAGCCUUCCAGAAAAAUAAUGAUCAGCUGAAAUUUCCACUUAAGUCCUACUUUCCUUAUAGCUCACCAUCUCUUAUCAUGGUAUUACUCCAAAACCCAAAAGAUUUACCACGUGGACUUUGGUGCCAGCACUUGAAUCACAUUUCAGAAAUACUCAAAAAAAUAGUUGAAGACCAGAGAACUCAAUCCUGCAGAAAUCUCUUUGAACACUGGUUUUUAUUUAUUCAUUUUGGAGAAUGGACCGAUAUUGCUGCUGAGGAAUUACUGAUGUUGAGAGCUGAAUCCCCUGCAACUUUGUUGUGGCUCUUGGCCUUCUACUAUAACCCACAUGAUCAAAAUCAACAGAGGACUCAGACAAUGGUAGAUGCAGCAGAAGCACACAGGCACAUCAUGAAACUCUUCGGCAGAACUCCCCUCUCAGUGAAGGAUUUGCAGGCUGUGACAGACACAAGACACCCUCGUAUUCAACGGUUAAUCAGGCACCUCCUUUUAAAUUUCCUGCUGUUGUCUCCUGACGGACAUAAGAUUGCCCAAGAAUUCAUUAUAACUCAAACUGAUGAAAUAGCCAAUGAGUUUUUGGAUCUCAUUGCCCGUACUACAUACAGAUGGAAUCGUCUUGGUGUUGAAACCCAAAGACCAGGAAAAUUGGCAAAAGACCUCCUUCAAGAACUACAGUGUUACACAAUGAAAAGUGAUUUCUUGUAAUAAUUUGUCAUUAUUGCCAUCAUUUUUUGUAUGAAAUUGUUUCCUCCAUGUUUUUAGAACUAGUAAAAGGAGUUUAACUUCAUAACUCAUAGUUAUGAGUCUUGAAAACCAAUCAGUCAACAAGUAUUUAUGAAGUGUCUACUGUGUGCCACGCAGUGUGGAUACAGUGUGUGUGUGUAAUAUGAAAAGAAUAAGUAAAAAUCAACACAAAGCAGUUAAAGAUAAGGUGGUUUGGGAGCGAGGACAGUAGCUAUUAGAUCAGGAAAAGCUUCGUGUAGAAGGUGGUGCUUGAACUGUGUCUCACAGGGAGGUAGGACUCAAUGAAACAGGUAAAGCAGGACAGUCUGGGCCCAUCUGGCUGGGACAGAGGUCCAUUGGGGCCAGAAAGAUAGGUUUGGGCCAAUUUGGUAGGAUUUUAAAAGGUAAGGAGAAGAAUUUACAAUUUUUGAACUAAAUUUUCUUUUUUUUUUUGCUAUGAGAAGUGAGGGAUGUCAAAUGUAAGAGAUGUUAAAGUAGCAAUAACUAACAAGAUUUGGUGAUUAGUCAGCUAUGUGGGGGUAGGGUGGAGAGUCUAGCAUAGUGCCAAGAUUAAGAACUUGGGAAGGCUUUGAGGAAAUAUAGUGAGCUCAGUUUUGUACAUGUCUCUGGAAUAGCCUGUUAGGGGACUGAAGCUCAAGAAGGUCUGAGACUGGAUGGAGAGAACAUGGAUGAGUCAUCCGCAGAUAGUUGAGAUUUCAGUGUAAGGGAACUGAUGGAGCUACCAAGGGAAAGAUUAGAAAGAGAGAAGCAGAGCACCAAGGACAAACCAAGAAAAUUCUCUUAGAUGAGAGUCUUGAUAAAGAUAAUUAGCCAGAGGAAAAUAAGGAAUGGUCAGGCAGGUUUAAGAGCAGAGAGUAUCCAAUAUGACACAAGGCUCAGUUGUGUCAAAUAUAGCAAAUAAAUUGAGAAAGAUAAAAGGAGGGGAAUCAAAUUUGGCAAUUAAAAGGUUUGUUUUUUAAGUGCUUAAAAUAUUCUAUUAUAUUCUAUGAUUCAAAUAUAAUCUUGAUACUUAAACUAAGGAGAAUCAAAACAAAAACAACGACUGAUAUAUUCGGUCAAUCUGUAAACCUUUAUUAAUCACUUACUGUAUGUUUAGGGACUGUGCUAAGAUACAAAAAGAGGCAAAAAACAGUCUUCCACUUCCAAGGGAGUUCACACAAAAUUUUAAAUGAAAUAUUAGCAAAGAGAUUACAGCAACAUAUAAAGAUUACAUGAUAUAACCAGUUUGAAGUUCUACCAGGAAUGUAAGGUUGAAAACCUUUUGACUUAAUAGACUUGUUAUUAUAUUAACAUAGCUAGAUAGAUAGCUAGAUAUGUAUAUAAAAGCCUUUUGACAAAAUUCAACACCCUAUUCCUAUUAAAAAAGAUAUUAAAAAUUAAGAUAGCUAUUAGCACAUUAAAGAAAGGUAAAUUUAUCUAAAACCAAGAGCCAAUAUCAAAUAUAAUUGGAAAGUUCUUUUCCAAAUUAGGAGUAAAUACAAGGAUGUCUACUAUCAUCAUUAGCAUUUGAUAACGUUCAAGAAAUGCUAGCUUCAGCAACAAGACAACAAAAAAAUCUAAAUGUAUAGGUAAAAUGGAAACAAAUUUAUCACUUUUUUGCAGUUAAUGUGAUGAUUUACAUAAAGAAUUCUGGAAAGCAAACUAAAAAUUGACACAAUAACUUCAGCAAAACUUAAGGAUUUAAAACUUAUCCACAUAAAGGAUUAGGAUUUCUGAAUAAUAUCAAUAAAUCCCAAAAGAGAAAGUCCAUUUAAAAUAACUAUGGAAAACAUAAAAUAAUUGAGUAUAACUGACAAGAAACUAUAUAAAUACAAGUAUAUAUCUGCCAAAAUAUAUAUGGGAACCAUAUGAAUACAAUAUAUGUGAACUAAUAUGAAUACAAAAUAAGGUUUAUGAGAAUACAGACUUUAAAAAUUUAAGAAAAACUAAUUGCUCAUAGGUUGUUAAAGACCAUGCCUAGGUGAAGGGGCAAGUCAAUUCUCCAAAAGCCUCCACAGCUAGGAAUCAUAACACUUGAAGAAGCUGCAAAGCAGCCUUUACUGAUGCAGAUGUUCCUUGUGGAUUGGGAAUGAAAUAAAUUGGAGGCAGAGGGAAGAGGAGAGAGGUCAGAGAACACAACUGCCUCUUGAUCUCCUUGUAUCAUCAUCAUCAUCAUCCACUCACAUGAAGAGAUCCAUUGUACAGGUCUGAGUUAGACCUCCAGCAGCCACGGCAGGUGGCUCCCAUAUCACAACAAUAGGUAAACUAAACCAACAUAAUAAAAAUGUUAAUAGCUAUCCAAGUUUUGUUUUUUUUAAUUUAUUUAGUGCCAUACUAUCAAAAGAUUACAGAACUAGAAAAAUAAUAAUGAAAUUGAUCUAGUGGAGCAAGAUGUUAAUCUCAAGGGAAAUGAGGAGGAAAAGUGAAAAGGAAACAAGUCUACCAAUACUACACUAUAUCAAUGAUGACUACAAAGCAAUAAUCAUCAAUAUAUUUGGUAUCAGUAAAAAAUAGGCUGAUCAGUUAAAUAAAUUGGGUAUACAACAUAUAGAAGCAGAUGCAACUAGUAGACCAGUUUUUAUUAAAUCCAAAUUUUCUACCUAUUGUUCUAAGAAUUUAUUUGACAAAAACUUUUGGGAAAACUGCAAAGCAGUCUGAUAGAAAUUGCAUAUAAGUUAAACUUCACAGUGCAUAACAAGAUAAACUAAGUGGCUUAUCUUGCCACCUAAAGGAUAACAUUAGAAAUAAAUCAGAAGAUCAAGAAAGAAAUUUCCUUUCAGAUAUAUGGAUAAGAAAACAGUUCAUAAUCAAACAGAAUGAAUAACAGAACAAAAAUAGAUGAUUUUUAAUUACACAUUAUUAAAAGGCCUUUUAUAAAGAAAUUCAGUGUAACUGAAAUUAGUCAAUAAAAGGUCUCUGCCAUCAGAGAACUUACUAAUUGGGAAAGCGACUACCCAUUCCUGGAACAUGAUGAAAAGUCCUAGAGAAUUUCAAAAGCAGUGUAGUUACUGAGAAAUGGGAAGAAAAAUUGUUCUGAGCCUCUUCUUUAAAUAGUGGCCCUAGAGCCUACUUGUAGAGAAAAGGGAGGUUCAAUCUUGCAACAUAAUGAGAUUCCCAUUAAUGAAUUUUCCCCAGAAAAGGAAAACAUGAUGGAGAGAUCCAGAGAAGACCAAAAGCAGAAUGCCUAGUAGGGAAUGUGGAGAGAACUAAAAGGAAAGGAGUGUGCUGGAAUCAGCUUGCACCAGCUCAGAAACCAGUUAUUAAAUUUUGAGUGUAAACUUUUAUACCUAGGAGAUUGGUAAAUGCUAUAAAUUAAAGUUGGCUUAUUGUUGUGUUGAUUGUCUACAUUUAAGUGAUGGGGAAAAAAUCUUAAUACAGAUUUGCGCUUACUUUUCUCUUCCCCCCAUCCUUCAGGGAACCAUUUUUUAAAAACUUUAUCAGCACAACCCUAGAAGCCCAUAAAUAAUAGAGGGAGAGAAAAUAAAGUAAUUUUCUUUGGUAAAGAAAUUUUACCAAAUUUUAAAUCUCAUUUCCAAAAUAUAUAAUGAAUUCAUUCAAAUUUAUAAGAAUAUAAAAAAAUUCUGGGCAGCUAGGUGGUAUAGUGGAUAGAGCACCAGCCUUGAAGACAGGAGGACCCAAGUUCAAAUCUGACCUCAGAUACUUAACACUUCCUAGCUGUGUGACCUUAGUCAAGUCACUUAACCCCAAUUGCUUCAGAAAAAAAAAAAUCCCAUUUGAAAAAUGGUUGAAAAAUAGAUGUUUUUAAUGCAGAAAUUCAGACUAUCAAUAAUGAUAUAAAAAUGCUCCAAAUGGCCAAUACUGAGAAAAAUGCAAGUUUAAACAACUCCAAAGUUCCACUUCAUUCAUUAGAUUGGCAAAGUGAAAGAAGGAAGGAAAGAAAAGGAGGAGGGAAGGGCGUAGGAAGGGAAAGAAGGAAGGAAGAAAGGACAGGACCAAAUGUUUUAGAAAUUGCAAGCAGGAAAUCCAUAGAAAUCAACAAAAAGAUCAGCUCCUACGUAGGUCGGGGUUCAAAAUUGCUAGAAAUAUGAACAUCUUUAACUGGCUUAAUUCCAUUUCAGAAUAUAGCUAGAAUAUAAAAAUCAUCAAGCCCCCAAAUUUUGUUUUAUAAUAAGUAACCUAAUCCAUAAGAACUAAUUAGUAUCAGAGCUAGGUCCAAAAUCUAGGUCUCCCAUUGUACUAAAGUCUGACAUUCUUUUUUUAAUGGAAGAUUUUUUAAUAUGGGAAUUUUGGGAGUUUUUUUUUUCAUCUGUCUUGAAUUUAAUUGCUUAACUAAAAUUUAUAUUAUGUCA